This is a messenger RNA of Sinocyclocheilus grahami, 2202 nucleotides long. RefSeq names its product YTH N6-methyladenosine RNA binding protein F2 (gene ythdf2). The coding region runs from base 250 to 2091 and encodes 613 amino acids. Gene Ontology annotation, molecular function: N6-methyladenosine-containing RNA reader activity; mRNA binding. Gene Ontology annotation, cellular component: cytoplasm. The record is from RefSeq and is a predicted model, not a curated record. Gene Ontology annotation, biological process: mRNA destabilization. The transcript has 6 exons. Lineage: Eukaryota; Metazoa; Chordata; Actinopteri; Cypriniformes; Cyprinidae.
GUGGCGCUGUACCGCCGUGAAUAAACGUGUGACGGCCGCUCGGCCAUGUUGAAGUGUGGAGGAACUGCAGCCCGCCAUUGUGUUUCUGAUCUGCAGCUGUAGCGAGAGAGAGAGAGAGAGAGAGAGAGAGAGAAAUAGAAAUAGAGAAAGAGAGAAAGAGAGAGAGACGGGUGUAAAGACUCUAAAAACACACUCAUUUCCCGUUGACUUUAACCCGCAAACAAACGCGCAGGCUCCGGGGAGAGAGAAAUGUCAGCCAGCAGCCUUCUGGAGCAGAGACCGAAAGGCCAAACAAACAAAGUGCAAAACGGAGCUGUUACCCAAAAGGAUACUUUGAACGAUGAUGAGUUCGAGCCUUACCUGAACGCUCAGCCCAGACAGAGUAAUGCCUAUACGGCCAUGUCUGACUCCUACAUGCCCAGUUACUACAGCCCCUCGAUAGGCUUUACCUAUUCACUGAAUGAAGCGGCAUGGUCUACAGGUGGUGAUCCCCCGAUGCCUUACCUGGCCUCUUAUGGACAGCUUAGCAAUGGGGAGCAUCACUUUCUACCAGAUGCCAUGUUCGGCCAGUCUGGGGCCCUGGGGAGCAACCCUUUCCUGGGACAGCACGGCUUCAACUUCUUCCCCAGUGGGAUUGACUUCCCUGCCUGGGGGAACAGCAGCUCUCAGGGACAGUCCACACAGAGCUCAGGUUACAGCAGCAGUUACGCCUAUGCUCCUAGCACGCUAGGAGGUGCUAUGAUCGACGGACAGUCUCCCUUUGCAGCCAACGAGCCGCUCAACAAGGCCGUGGGAAUGAAUAGUUUGGAUCAGGGCAUGGCGGGGCUGAAGAUUGGGGCUGGUGACAUGGCACCCAAAGUUGUUGGUUCUGGACUUCCUGGAGGGCCAUUAAGUCAGGUAUCUGCAGCUCCCACCAUGCCUCCUGCCUCCAUGGCUCCUGCUAAAACUGCGUCUUGGGCGGACAUUGCCAGCAAGCCGGCCAAACCGCAGCCAAAGCUGAAAACCAAGGGGGGACUUGGUGGGACGAAUCUGCCGCCGCCUCCGAUCAAACAUAACAUGGAUAUUGGGACUUGGGACAACAAAGGGACUAUGCCUAAACCAGUAGCCCCACAGCAGACUUCCCUGCCCACUAAUGGACAGCCGCCAAAUCAGUCGUCUCCUCAACCAGGUGCUACUGCCGGCGGGGUGCCGCAGCUGCCCCUCAGCAACGGACAGUUAAUGCCUCCCACUGGUCAACUCGGCCAGCACCCUCUUCCUCCAGGUUGCCAGCCUGGUGCUGUCCCACCUCCCCUCUCCCAGGGCCCUUCCGCUCCCCAACCCUCUCAGCCAACCCGCUGGGUGCCCCCGCGUAACCGUGCCAAUGGCUUUGGGGAUGCAGUGGGCGGACCUGGCCAAUCCCCUCCCAAUUCAGGAAUGGGUGGUGUGGCUGUGCCAUUAGAGCCCCACCCAGUUCUGGAGAAACUGCGCAUGGUGAACAACUACAAUCCCAAGGACUUUGACUGGAACCCAAAGCACGGUCGCGUCUUUAUCAUCAAGAGCUACUCUGAGGAUGACAUCCAUCGCUCCAUUAAGUACAAUAUCUGGUGCAGCACAGAACAUGGCAAUAAGCGUCUGGACGCUGCUUACCGUUCACUGGCCAACAAAGGGCCGCUCUACCUGCUCUUCAGCGUGAAUGGCAGCGGGCACUUCUGUGGUGUGGCCGAGAUGCGCUCACCUGUGGACUACAACACUUGUGCAGGCGUGUGGUCGCAGGACAAGUGGAAGGGUCGCUUCGAUGUUCGCUGGAUCUUUGUGAAGGACGUUCCAAACAGCCAACUCAGGCACAUUCGUCUGGAAAACAACGAGAAUAAGCCAGUGACCAACUCCCGUGACACACAGGAGGUACCGCUGGACAAGGCGCGUCAGGUUUUGAAGAUCAUCGCAAGUUACAAGCACACCACCUCCAUUUUUGACGACUUCUCACACUACGAGAAACGUCAGGAAGAGGAGGAGAGUGUAAAAAAGGUUGAGGUUCAGGGGAGUGACCCGUACUCCAGCAACUCCAGUCGGAGCCACUACAGAAUGCAGGAUCGCCAAGGACGUGUGAAGUAACAAGCACUGCUUUGGGCAAAAGACUGACAGGCCCUAUUUUUUCUCCACAGUCUUACAACCAGAUAUUUUCAGAAAUUAUUUUGGGGAAAGAUUUAACCAAGGAUUCAAAAA